AUGUCCGAUCUCAAGCUGCAGGUGGAGUCAUUCAGUUCAAAAGCAGAAGACGUCAUCGACCGUGUUGGUCAACCACUCAAGCCCUACAUUCCUGCAAUCGGACGCUUCCUCAUUGUUGUUACUUUCCUCGAAGAUGCUCUACGGAUUGCCACCCAGUGGUCUGACCAAAACACGUACAUGCAAGAUUAUCGACACUUUCCACGAGGUAUUAGUCAAAUCUUCCUUGGUCUUAAUGUGAUCGUAAUGUUGGCUGGUUCUGGAUUGGUGAUUGCAAGACGUUAUCAAGAGUAUGCAGUGUAUGGUUUAUUGGGCGUCGUGGUUGCUCAAGCAUUGGGAUAUGGCUUGAUCUUUGAUCUCUCCUUUUUCUUGCGUAACCUAUCGGUGAUUGGAGGUCUUGUCAUGGUUCUCUCGGAUGCAUUGGGUAAAAAGAAGCGUAUGUUUGCAGCAUUGCCACAGCUGUCAGAAAGCAAUCGUCGCACCUAUUUGCAAUUGGCGGGUCGCAUCUUGCUUAUUUUCCUCUUUAUCGGAUCCGCAUUCCAUGGUGAAUGGUCUCUCAUUCGUAUCAUUGUAUCUUUGCUUGGUCUCGCUGCUUGCGUUAUGGUCGCUGUUGGUUUCAAGGCAAAAUACUCAGCAAUGUUCCUGGUUCUCUUCCUUUCAGUAUUCAACAUCCUCAUCAACAACUUUUGGUCCGUUUCCCACAGCCAUUUCAAGAGAGACUUCCUCAAGUACGACUUUUUCCAAACCCUUUCCAUCGUUGGAGGAUUUCUGCUACUCGUCACCAUGGGUCCUGGAGGCUACUCUAUCGAUGAAAAGAAGAAGGAGUUUUAA
This is a messenger RNA of Lichtheimia ornata, 828 nucleotides long. RefSeq lists its product as uncharacterized. The transcript is spliced from 2 exons. NCBI's taxonomy places the organism in Eukaryota, Fungi, Mucoromycota, Mucoromycetes, Mucorales, Lichtheimiaceae. Bases 1 to 828 code for a protein of 275 amino acids. The record is from RefSeq and is a predicted model, not a curated record. Gene Ontology annotation, biological process: Golgi organization. Gene Ontology annotation, cellular component: endoplasmic reticulum-Golgi intermediate compartment; endoplasmic reticulum; membrane.